AUGACGACUCCUACCAACGUUGAUCUUAAGGAUAUUCAAGCGCAUUUUGCCAAAUAUCAGGGCGAAAAGUAUGUUGAGGGCUGGGCCUCCCUCUGGGACAAAGGUGAUAAUCUGCCCUGGGAUCGUGGCUUUCCCAACCCCGGGCUAGAAGACAUCCUGCUCCAGCGAGCUGUCACCAUUGGCGGGCCCAUCACGCAGGACGGUGAGAGGAGGAAGGCCCUGGUGCCGGGCUGUGGACGUGGAGUCGACGUGCUCUUAUUCGCGAGCUUUGGGUAUGAUGCUUAUGGCCUGGAGUGCAGCGCCGCGGCUGUCGAAGCGUGCAAGAAGGAGGAGAAGGAGAACCAUAGCCGGUACCGCGUCACUUUCGUCCACGGGGAUUUAUUUGAUGAUACCUGGUUGAAGGAGAUUGGAUUUUUCUGUGCUCUGAACCCAGAGCUCCGUCCUAAAUGGGCUCUCCGACACACCGAGCUCCUUGCUCCCUUACCUGCAGGCAAUCUGAUUUGUCUGGAAUCUCCUCGUCAUAAGGACCCCUUGGCCCCCGGCCCUCCAUUUGCCUCUCCCUCCAAGGCCUACAUGGAGCAUCUGAGCCACCCCGGUGAGAAGAUCUCCUACAACGAUAAGGGUCUUGUCGAUGCGGACCCGUUGCGAGAGCCCAGCAAGGCGGGCCUGGAGAGAGUGGCGUACUGGCAGCCAGAGCGCACGCACACUGUGGGCAAGGAUAAGAGUGGGGUGAUCCAUGACAGAGUCUCUAUUUGGCGUCGACGUGACUAG
This is a messenger RNA of Westerdykella ornata, 771 nucleotides long. Its product is annotated as thiol methyltransferase. The transcript has 3 exons. The record is from RefSeq and is a predicted model, not a curated record. NCBI's taxonomy places the organism in Eukaryota, Fungi, Ascomycota, Dothideomycetes, Pleosporales, Sporormiaceae. Gene Ontology annotation, molecular function: thiopurine S-methyltransferase activity. The coding region runs from base 1 to 771 and encodes 256 amino acids.